This is a messenger RNA of Kwoniella botswanensis, 888 nucleotides long. RefSeq lists its product as uncharacterized. The record is from RefSeq and is a predicted model, not a curated record. The coding region runs from base 1 to 888 and encodes 295 amino acids. The transcript is spliced from 3 exons. NCBI's taxonomy places the organism in Eukaryota, Fungi, Basidiomycota, Tremellomycetes, Tremellales, Cryptococcaceae.
AUGAAAGUAUUCAUCACCGGUGCAUCAGGAUGGGUAGGCAGUCACGUCGUACCCGAAUUACAAAGACAUGGACAUACGAUAACAGCUAUAGCCAGAUCUGAUAAUUCUGCCGCUGCACUCGAGAAACAAGGUGUGAAAGUGAUCAGAGCAGGAUUGGAAGAUGUGGAUAUCCUCCACUCUUCAGCUAAAGAAGCCGAUGCCGUCAUCCACUUGGCAUAUAUUCAUGAUUUCUCGGAUUACGGAGGUAAACCCGCUCAAGUCGAUUUCGCUGCCAUCCGAGCGAUGGCCUCCGCCCUCGAAGGAACCAACAAGCCCUUUGUCGGUACAGGUGGAGCACUGGGACUGGCCGAGCCUCAAACAGAGAACGAGUCAACAUCCUUUGGCGGACCUCGAAAAGCCGCUGAGGACAUCGCAUUUUCCUUCACUUCCAAAGGUGUUCGACCGAUUGUCGUGAGGCUCUCCCCUACCACUCAUGGAGAGGGCGAUCACGGUUUCAUCGCUCAUUUGGUCCAAUGUGCUCGGGACUCAGGUUAUUCGGCCUAUGUCAAAGAUUCUAAAAUUAGAUGGUCAGCUGUUCACGUUGAUGAUGCUGCUGUAUUAUACAGAUUGGCGAUUGAGAAGGAUCUACCUGGUGGAACCAUCUUACAUGGUGUGGCUGAGUCGGGAAUACCGUUCAGUACCAUUACCAAGAAGAUUGGAGAUCAAUUAGGUUUCGAGACGAAAGAAUUGGAAGAUGAAGAUGAGAUUAAGAAACAUUUCAAAUGGAUGGCAUUCCUCUUGAAUUUUGACUGUAAUGCCUCGAGCAAGAUUACGAGGGAGAAGACGGGAUGGGAACCUAAAGGCAAAGGUCUGUUGGAAGAUCUGGACACUGGUAAAUAUUUUGUAUAA